CUCCUUCUAAACAACGACUUGCAGAAACUCCUGACUCUCCAAAAUGCAACUCCAACCUGUUUUUGUUUUGGCCGCAAUCAAACAAAACAUGUCCCAGACUGAACCAUGGCCUCGCUAAAUAUGCAAAAUCUUCCAAACGAGCUCGUGGCUCACAUCCUCAGCUUUCUUGACUCUGAAUCUGAUUUACAAAGGCGCAUUUAUCUUGACCCUGCAAAGCUCAACAGGCCGGUAUCAUCCGGUCCAAAUACACCCCUCAAGAACGCUUCUUUGGUAUGUCGUCUCUGGAGAAGUUCUGUGAUGAAAAUACUCUUCCGUUAUGUCGUUUGGCCGUUUUGGCGAUUUUACAAGCCAGUCGCACAAGAUGUCGCAUCACAAAUUGAGGUCCUGAAUUUCAUCCGAAGAAACAACCUAUCAUCCUCCGUUGAGAACUUCACUAUCCUGAUCGAUCUUCCUCUCGGAUCAGGCCAGAAUCGAUAUCCGGAUGGUCAAUUCUGGGGUGUUCUGCCUCCUGUAUCUCAUCAGCCGGAGACGCCCAUGUCCUGGAAUUUGUUAUGGUCUGUUCUGAAUCAAGAGGACCGAGACGCCGAGGGUAGUGACACAAGGACUGAGGAAGACAGGGCGCAGUGUUUUUGGGAUAACAACUGGCUUUGGCAUACUAUCUUUGAUGUCAUUGAUCCCUCAAGAAUCACCAUGAUCAGCUCAAUAGACAUUCUCGCUUCGCUUUUGAGCCGAACUGUCGAUUUGUCGAGUCACUGGGCUUUCAACAGCACCUACUAUGUUCUAUCAUUAUCACGACCAUCACGAAGCAUCGCCGAGUCUAAAAGAGUACAGAUUCUGCCCUCGCAUAUUCCGGGACCAACGAAUCGCAUCCCCUGUGACUUGUUCCAUAUCAGAGACUGGAGCUCAGUCCUCGUCAAUGAAGGAUCCUUCGCCCCAGUCUAUUCAACCUACGAAUUCUUUCACUACUCAGCAGCUACUCUUCUUCCUGCAAUCUUUGACUCUUCGGAUCCUUCCUUCGAUGUUCUAUGUGCAAACCUUCAUUCGUUAUCCUACAUCGCCACAUUCCCCCUUUCUCAUCAUAUUUCUGACCAUCUCAUCCCUAAUUGCCCACCCGUGGAGCAUCUCUAUGUACAGCUGAUGCCCAAGAAUCGUGAUUUCUGGGAGAGCAGUAGUCUUUCACGGGUGAACCUGUCCGACUUGUGGCUUGAGUGCGAUACGUCUUACGCAUUGCUUGUGCGUCAGAUGCUGGAAACUGUUCCUCAACCGGGCUGGCAGAAGCUGAAGGUGUUUGAAACGGGUGAUACCCCUGCAGAAGGAGUGUGGAAGAUGAAUACUUACGAUGACCAUAUUAAUGGGUCAAAUGGGUGGAGAGAAGAGAGCGAGGGUGUAUUUGUCAAGGAUGAUAUUGAAAGUAGUGAUGAACAAACUAUGGUGGAAGAGUCAUAGUUAUGCGACUGGAAGAUUGACAAAGCCAGGUCAGGUUUAUGAUUAAUAGGGCAGCAUCUUAUGAUGCCAAAGUUCACUGGAUUUCGAACAAUUCUAUGGUUACCUUGCAACUCUAUUAGCACUUUUAUGAUAUGGCCCCAAUUCCAAUGAGGCCACAGAAUCUGGGUUCCUAUCAAGCUACACAGGAAGAGAUCUGAGAGACAGUAAACUGGCGUGGAUGAGGUUGAUUACAAUUUAUCUACAUGAUGCUCUAUCUUGGUAGAAUAUGAAAUCUAUCACUC
Fusarium odoratissimum NRRL 54006 is the source of this 1727-nucleotide messenger RNA. RefSeq lists its product as uncharacterized. The coding region runs from base 106 to 1446 and encodes 446 amino acids. The record is from RefSeq and is a predicted model, not a curated record. The transcript has a single exon. Lineage: Eukaryota; Fungi; Ascomycota; Sordariomycetes; Hypocreales; Nectriaceae. Gene Ontology annotation, molecular function: protein binding.